Messenger RNA from Ceraceosorus guamensis, 2980 nucleotides. RefSeq lists its product as hypothetical. Bases 258 to 2834 code for a protein of 858 amino acids. Gene Ontology annotation, biological process: regulation of DNA-templated transcription. Gene Ontology annotation, molecular function: zinc ion binding; DNA-binding transcription factor activity, RNA polymerase II-specific. The transcript has a single exon. The record is from RefSeq and is a predicted model, not a curated record. NCBI's taxonomy places the organism in Eukaryota, Fungi, Basidiomycota, Exobasidiomycetes, Ceraceosorales, Ceraceosoraceae.
AUUGACGAUGCCAGAUUUACGAUUCGGAUUGAAGAUUUUGAUCGCACUGUGACUGCAUCCGCUCAUCGAUCACGACUGACCCGCUGCCGCAGGGGCGUUGAAAUGCUCGCUCUCGCUCUAUGAAAGCAAGGCAAGCUAGCUAGCCGCGGUGGUGAGGCGUUAGAAAUCACCAAUGUGAAUGGCUUGCGUAUCAGGAACGCGCGAAGCCGGAUUCGCCUGGAUUGAGGGCCUCAAGCCACUCACCCGUGGUCACGGUCAUGGCCAUGUCCUCUGCGAGCGAUGCAGCUUCAGCAUCACAACAGCGCCAGCGACCUCGAUGCGAUGCUUGUUUCCGAGCGCACAAGGCAUGCGAUCGAGCUGGGCCACCUUGCCAGAACUGCGCACCUCUGGGCCGCAAGUGCAGCUAUGAAGGCAUCAAACAUUCCGACAAGCUUGCAACUCAUGUUUGGGCGGUGCAGUCGUCCAGCGAGCAGCUGCAAGCAUGCGCGCCAGCAGGGCAGCCAUCACCAGUCCCAUCGCAGAAAGCGAGAGCAAGACCAUCUCAAGCGGUCGUCGACUCGCUUCUGCCACCUCUCACACCCGAAUCGACUGCAGACUCCCGGCCUCCUCGCACCAGCAAACGUCUAGCGCGAGAGAUGUCUAGUACAACUGCGACAGUCGACUCGCAGCCUUGCUACCGUCGUCGGCUUGAUUCUCGCAACUCUCGCGCAAAGCUCAUGUGCCCGCCUACUUACUCUUCAGACGAUGAGGGUUCGCUCCAGUCACGCUAUGGUCGCCCUCUCAGCCCUGCCAACACUGGCUCGCACAACCCUCGCGAGAUUGGCGCGGUGCAGACCUCUUUGGCUCCCAGCAUCAACGAGAACCUUGAGGGAAUCGCACAUGCACACGCAUCCUCCGCGCAGGAAGCCGGCGCAAUCAACGAGAAAGAAGCGAGAACAGGCAGGCAGAUCGGAGCGAUGCAGUCCGGUCAGCCACCCGAACAGCGCAAACCCUCACCAGCUCAACCGCCGACAGGGCCAACGCAGUCGCCGUCCCUCGCACGACUAGGCUCUUCACCUACCCAUUUCGCAUCUCCCGCUAGCCUUCACGAGGUGAAGUCGGCCAUUGAACGUGAGCAAAUCCCCGUUCGAGACACCUCUCCAAGGUGGAAAGAUGGAAUCGCCGAUUCAAACUCCACUAUAAGUGACUUCGACCUUUUGCUGGUGAACCUGUUGCGCUCUCCUCUUGCAGGUCAAUUAGUCGACCUCUACUUUGACCAGGUGGACCCACAAUCCGAGAUGCUUGUGGAUACGUGCAUCCACGACGCGGUCAUCAAGGGCUCAGACAAUCUCAUGGCAGUCAUUCCUGCGCCCCUCCAGAGGACUAUGGCUGCCCUCAUACUUGCCAUGAGUGCGCAGGUCGCCCAGCUGUGCCCAACGGCCGUUGAAGUGCUGCUCCUCACGUACGGCUCGAUUGCGAACCUCCCAGUGUCCAAAGCGGAGGAAUUGGAGCGCCUGACGUACACGGCUGCCGUACAAAACCUCGAGAACAUCUACUCUGACAGUGAGGCCACGGAGCUUCCAGCAGAGUACUUCGCAGCAAGCUAUUGCUUGCGCUCCUACGAAAAGAUAAACGGCCAAAAGGAUCUGCACAUCGAGCGGCUGGUCAUAGACACAGUGCGGCUCCAAAAGGCUGGUCUGCACAGGAAUCCCCGCUCACGCAAAGCUCUGGCGCCAUACACGUCCAAUGCAGCAUCGGCAGUGGCUAACGAUCUGCUCGAAUAUAGAAUUUUCUGGCUCUACCUGGACAAGAGCCGAGCCACCUCGCUCAUUUCGCAGACGGGGUAUACAAUUCACAAUCACGCAUUCAACAUUGACCUUCGUGAUGACUUGCAAGGAGCAGAAACUCAGAACGGCGGACUCGUCAACCAAGCUCAUCUUCUCGGAUCGACGCUGCCGCGGCUGUCGCGAUUCGCAGCUUUCAAUGCCCGCAUUGGGCACUAUAUGGGUCAGUGCUUCGAUGAGCUCCUUCCUCUCCAGCAAUCGGCAUCUUGGCAGCGAGACGCCGAGACAUGGUCGGAUCACUUUCAAGGCAAGAUCAAGGAAAUGCGAGAAAGUGCCAACGCGGCCUUUUCGAGUGGUGCCCUGACACCGCCGCAGUUCAAUUCCAUACAAUCCCUCCUCGCAAACGUCAGGGCCAUCGUCUCGCGACAGCUAUGCGAAGAGUUCGUCACCCGUCUGCUGGCUGACCCGCGGGCGGACAGCAGAAUAAGCCGCUGGCUCGCCCUGAAAACGAGCCUGGACGCUUCAUCGAGCCUCAUUGAGAUGGUGAUGACUCCUGCCGCCAGCAGAGCCGGACAAGCCAGGUUUUCAACUCCGAUUCUCAUGCAAGUCUUGGGGUUAAAGUUCCUCAAGCAGCAAGUGGUGGAGCUCUUUGAAGUGCUCACAAAAAUCGUCAAAGACGAAUGCCACUUGCUUGGUGAUCACGUCACCCGAACACACCUUGGCGAUCGCGCCCGUCAAGCGCUUCGAGGUUUCAGCUACCUACUCGUCCAGACCCGGCACAGUCCAGUGCGUGCACUUCAAAAGCUCUUGCCGUUUGCGAAACAAGCUCUCACAUCCUUCAUGUCGGCUUGCGGCAUCGCCGACGGGGUGAUUGCGAGGCUUAGCAGUGGCCCACAAAGCAUCGUGGAAGAGGACGCUCUCCUCUCCGAGAUAGAGACCAGCCUUCUUCGCCUCGCGCCGGAGAGCUCUGUGGUAAGCCCAGUCAGCUCCUCUGAUCUCAGCGCCGAUCUCGAGCAGCUCUUUGCAGAUGUGCCAUGUCUACAAGAAUUGUUUCUCAGCGCGGCGUGGUGAAGUGGUCGCCUGUCCGUGGCCCAAACUGCUCCAUGUACCACUCUUGUUCGCCAUGUUCAUCUGUUCCUGAUUGGUAGUCACCCGCUUCCCCACGCUUGAAAUCCACGUGUCUCGCGUAUGCCGAGACAUUCAUUCUUUCCCACAUC